This is a messenger RNA of Brachypodium distachyon (stiff brome), 1280 nucleotides long. Its product is annotated as U11/U12 small nuclear ribonucleoprotein 25 kDa protein. Gene Ontology annotation, cellular component: U12-type spliceosomal complex. NCBI's taxonomy places the organism in Eukaryota, Viridiplantae, Streptophyta, Magnoliopsida, Poales, Poaceae. The transcript has 4 exons. Bases 157 to 681 code for a protein of 174 amino acids. Gene Ontology annotation, biological process: mRNA splicing, via spliceosome. The record is from RefSeq and is a predicted model, not a curated record.
CACAUCCCUCGUCGUCCUCGACGGAGAGAGAACCCCUUCUCCGUGGGGAGUGAGAGCUCCGGAGGAGGCGCCCCUCCGCCGCCGCCGUUGAGCGCCCGCCCCUGCGGAAAUCUGCGCUGCGGCGUGAGGGAAACGCUAUCUACGGCGGAGGAGGCCAUGGAUUCGGUGGGCUCUACGAAGCCCGACGAGGUCGCCGCGUACCAGAGCAGCGAGGCCAAGCAGGCGAAGCUGCAGUCCAUGCUCGCCGCGCUCCUCGACGACCCCAUACUCGCGGACGUCCCGAGGAAGCCCUCUCUAGGGGAUGUGGACACGCUGAUAAAUCUCGAGCUCGGCAGCGCCAUGAGAGUGAUCGUCGUCAAGCUGGACGACACCUCGUUCGAUGUUCCGGUACUGAACACUGCUACGGUCAAGGAUUUGAAGUUGGCUAUCAAGAAGAAGAUAAGUGAGAUUGAGCAGGGACAGAUGGGGUAUCGCCAUAUCUCAUGGAAGUAUAUUUGGGAGAACUACUGCCUGACAUAUCAGAAUGAGAAGCUAACAGAUGACAAUUCUGCACUUUCUUCUCAUGGCGUUCGUAAUAACUCCAAGGUUUGUUUCUCACCACAUGUCAUGUCCAGAGUACAUCAGAAGCAUUCUAGGAGAAGAAAACACCGUUUCUUCCAUGGUCUUAGCAGGAAGUUGUGAUCCCGCCUAAUGAUUUUUGAGGUCUUGAACCCACUGAGAAGGCAUAAUUAUCAGCAAUUUCUCAGAUGAAAUAAUGUGGUCACUGGAGGGAUGAAGAAUGCUUUACAAGUUUUAGCUAUGGCAACGAAAUGGGACCGUAUUUCAUCACUCCGCUAAUUGGUCAAUGAAAGGCAGAAGUUGCAGAGGUUGUGCUUGCUUUGAGAGAGCAGUCCAUAAUGUUCCAAACACAUGAUUUGUGUUCCUAUUUCGGAGUUAGUUGAGUUAUGUAAUUGGUAGUGGGGGUGCUACACUAAUCCACUUAUCUGCUUUCGCAAAUUAGCUAGCUUUGUUACUUCAGCUUCAUUGUGGGGUCAGAGAAGUCUGACUAGCUACAACUCAAGUGAUGCGCAUGUUGCAAAGUAAAACUACUCCCUCCGUUCCAUAAUUUUUGUCUUAAAUUUGUCUAAAAAUGGAUGUAUCUAUCAUUAAAAAUGUCUGGAUAUAUUUUGACAAGAAUUAUGGAACGGAGGGAGUACUGUUUAGACCGGUCAGUUAAGCAAACAUUCCACUUGUAUUGAUUCCAUCAUCAUGCAAAACAUAACAAUGGUUGAAAACAGAUA